AAAUAUCAAAAAAGGUCGUGAUCUUUUAUCAUAGCCUGUUAGGGUUUUGAAAUUUAUUUGCGUAUGUCGUCAACUACCUACUUCAAUUAUUAUCAAAUUACAUAUACAAUUGAUUCGCGAUUGAUUGCAGUGUAAUUAUUAAGUGUGGUUAUGUUUUCCUCACAUUUCACAAUCACAAGUGGUUUUAGAAUGGUUUCUAGGAAAAUCCAUCAAUUAUCGCAGUUAUCCGUUGACAUGCCUAGCAGCUACAAGGAAGCCAUCGACACCUUAAACAGACUCCAGAGCAAUGUGGAGUACAUUAAACAUGCAAAAGUUCAAAAUAAUCAAGAAAAUAACAUGGUUGAAAUGCAUAAGUUUCUUAAAAGAUCGGGCAUGUCUCUGGAACAACUGGACAGCCUCCCAGUAAUCCAUAUAGCCGGUACAAAUGGAAAAGGCACAACUUGCUCCUAUUGCGAAUCAAUCCUAAGACAUCAUGGCUACAAAACUGGAUUUUAUUCCUCGCCACAUUUGCUUGAGGUGCGAGAGCGGAUAAGACUCAAUGGAGUCCCCAUUUCAAAAGAUAAAUUUUCAGAAUAUUUUUGGAAGAUUUACAAUAGGCUUGAUAAGGAAAAAAGUGCCUCUUACGAUAUGCCUCUCUACUUUAGAUUUUUAACACUUAUGGCCCUACAUGUAUUUGUCUCGGAAAAAGUUGAUGUUGCUAUAUUAGAGGUCGGAAUUGGUGGAGAAUAUGAUUGUACCAAUAUUAUCAGAAAAACCCUUGUUGCUGGAAUAACCCCCUUAGAUAUAGACCACACCACACUCCUUGGUAACACAAUAGAGUCCAUAGCGUGGAAUAAAGCGGGAAUAAUGAAACCUGACGCUCAAGUCUUUACUGCACCACAACCAGAAGCUGCCCUCAAAGUCUUAAAGCAAAGAAGUAUUGAAAAAAAUGCCACCUUAGAGAUUAUUAAAAAUGUAUACACAGAAGAAAGUAAUUCGGGCAUCCCGAGGCAGGUGAGAAAAACCAAUGCCAGUCUAGCUUUGGCCAUCAGUAAAGCUUUUAUGACUAGGAUAAACAAUAACAAUUUAAGCAAAUUUACGGAGUUUAACUUGGACCUGGCCAAGAAAUGUAUAGAGACCGCCAGGUGGCCUGGCAGGUACGAAAUCAUUCCUAGGAAAAGUUUCACGUUUUAUUUGGAUGGGGCUCACACUGUGGACAGCAUGCAGGUGUGCUCGGACUGGUUCUUAUCGAAAACAAAAGAAACCAACCGGAGAGUGCUGGUUUUUAAUGUCACGGGCGAGAGAGAUCCGGAAAAUUUACUAAAAUUACUUGUUAAGUGCCAAUUCGAUGUUGCCGUCUUUAUUCCCAACGUGGGAGAUGAUAACGACAGUGCCGACCAAGAAGACCAAAUCCAACCAGUAAAAAGACAAUUAGAGCGAUGCCACUUGAACAAACAAAUAUGGACCAGCUUGGAUGGCAAAUCUGCCGCAGAAGUUUUACCUUCCUUCGCUAAAACCGUAAAUUAUUUGCAAAAUCAGUCGUUUAAGGAAACGGAUGUUUUGAUAACCGGCUCAAUACACCUUAUAGGGUCCGUCAUGUCGGUUUUAGAUCCCACUUUGGGAGGAUCUUUGUAAUUUUCAUAGUGUAAGUGCGGGAAAACAGUAUGAGAAUCUCGUAAAACCGUGUUUUUUUCCUAUAAAGAUAGAUAAGAAAAUGUGUGAUAAUAUAUUCGAUUUUUUUUGUUAAA
Anthonomus grandis grandis is the source of this 1727-nucleotide messenger RNA. RefSeq names its product folylpolyglutamate synthase, mitochondrial (gene Fpgs1). Lineage: Eukaryota; Metazoa; Arthropoda; Insecta; Coleoptera; Curculionidae. The transcript is spliced from 9 exons. Gene Ontology annotation, biological process: tetrahydrofolylpolyglutamate biosynthetic process. Gene Ontology annotation, molecular function: ATP binding; tetrahydrofolylpolyglutamate synthase activity. The record is from RefSeq and is a predicted model, not a curated record. Bases 151 to 1614 code for a protein of 487 amino acids. Gene Ontology annotation, cellular component: cytosol; mitochondrion; cytoplasm.